AUCAUCAGAAAAACUUACCUAUUAGGAGUUUCGUCCUCAUAGAUCUCCCACUGAUUCUUUUUAAUCUGAGGAAAAGAUAUAUCGGGGCACGAAUGUAAAGUUUUAAUUUUAGCCCGGGUUAAUUAAUGGUUUUGUUGGCGGCAAGACCAAAGUAGACUGUCUCUGCUGCUCCGGAGGCGCUACUGUCAAAGGCGAUAAAUCAGCUGGUUGUGUAAUGAGUCUCGCAGUCGAGCCCGGUGAUGAAUGUGUGGAAUAAGAAGAGACACCGCGCUGAACAGUGACGUGCUCUCCGCUUUGUGUGUGUGUGUGUGUGUGUGUUUCUAAUGUCAUUACUAAAAGGCAGACGGAGAGCGCAGAAGCAGCAGAAUCUGCAGCAUAUGAACUCCAUAAGAGUCUCCACUGGAACAAUGAUUUAGAGUCACUUUUAACAACUUUCGUGAGCAAAUGAUCAUGUCAGAGUCUGUACGGAAGAUGCUGAGGGCGAAGCUCGUAGUGCUGGGAAGAGAUAACUGUGGGAAGACAGCUCUGUGUGUCAGAUUCAUCACCAGGCGUUUUAUUGGAGAGUAUGAACAUAAAAGGGAGGUCACCUACAGGUGUCAGAAAAUUGUGGACAAGGAGGCGAUUGAACUGGAGAUUUUAGACACUGUUGAUAAGGUGCCAAAUGUUCGGAACAACAUAAGGGAGUGUGUAGGACCUGCUGCGUCCUCUCUGGAGAGUUCCAUUAAAUGGGGUGAUGGGUUUCUCAUUAUGUACUCCGUGACGGACCGCAGCAGUUUUGAGGCGGUGUCGCGCCUGAAAAGACUGAUUGACCACGUUAAACAAACACUCGGUAUUCCAACAGUCAUCGUUGCCAAUAAAUGUGACAUGGAGAAUGGCCGAGUGGUGAGGACAGAUGAGGGACAGGUUUUAGCCUCAGACCUGAGGUGCAGUUUCUUUGAGCUGUCUGUAGCCGAGGACACUUCAGCAGUGGAGGCUGCGUUCGGCCAGCUGGUGCGUGAAGUGCGUCAGGAGUUUCAGCGCCACCUGGUGGCUAUGGACAAGCGCUCACGGAUGCUGCAGAUGAGACAUGCACUCAAAAACAAACUCACACGGAGUAAAACCAUGCAGUGGUGACAAGGAGGACUAAAUGCAGUUAAGACCUGACAACUAUAGUGCUGUAUCCUGUCAUGACUACCUUUCAGAGAACAAGACCCUUUUUGGAUUACAAAUACUGUCAUGGACAGUGUUAUCUGUAUGUAUAUUUAUGACACACAGCAUGAAGUAGGAAAAAGCAACAGUGUGUUUUUAAAGGUGCAGUGUGUAAUUUAUAUGCCACCGGCAGUACCAAAUUGAAUUGCGAAAACAAUAACUGCUAAAUCGGACUAACAGAUAGUCCAAACUCAAACAUUUGCAACUGAUUGAGCCAGAAGUUGAUGUGUCGAAACAAAAAAUAAAACAACUAAAAACCCUGCA
This is a messenger RNA of Megalobrama amblycephala (Wuchang bream), 1452 nucleotides long. RefSeq lists its product as uncharacterized. The record is from RefSeq and is a predicted model, not a curated record. The coding region runs from base 445 to 1113 and encodes 222 amino acids. The transcript is spliced from 8 exons. Lineage: Eukaryota; Metazoa; Chordata; Actinopteri; Cypriniformes; Xenocyprididae. Gene Ontology annotation, molecular function: GTP binding; GTPase activity.